This is a messenger RNA of Spodoptera frugiperda (fall armyworm), 4423 nucleotides long. It is a transcript of the gene RecQ4, whose product is annotated as ATP-dependent DNA helicase Q4. Lineage: Eukaryota; Metazoa; Arthropoda; Insecta; Lepidoptera; Noctuidae. Gene Ontology annotation, molecular function: zinc ion binding; four-way junction helicase activity; ATP binding. Gene Ontology annotation, cellular component: chromosome; nucleus; cytoplasm. The transcript has a single exon. The record is from RefSeq and is a predicted model, not a curated record. Gene Ontology annotation, biological process: double-strand break repair via homologous recombination; DNA replication. Bases 283 to 4089 code for a protein of 1268 amino acids.
UAGACCAGUUUAUGUCAAUCUGUCACUUAUGUCAGAAUUCACUGUCAUUCAUGGACACAAGAGCGGGAAUACUGUUUUCCUGUUUUUAACGAAAUUUUGUGGAAUUCUCUGUUAAACAUAUUAAAUCGUAUUGUUAUUAAAAUAUUGAUCGGAAAUAAGAGAAUUACAGAAACAACAUACUUACACCUUACCUGAAAUUUAAAUAUUUGUUAAAUUGUUCGUGUUGUGGAAAGUGAAGAAAGGUGAAAGAAAAACAUAUAUUUCGACUGGGAACAUCCAAUCAUGGAUAUUAUUGAAUCGAUUAAGAAAGACAAAGCAUACUUAAAAUGCAAACUCAUAGUUAAAAAUUGGGAAAAGAAUUUUAAGUUACAACAUAGCCGGACACCUACUAAGUUCGACAUAAAGGAAGCUCCUCCAAAAAUAAAAUAUGCAUAUAAAAAAUACUUUCAACUCAAGAGCAACGCACUUGAGAAUUCAUUAUCAGUUUGUGACUUUGUCGAAGAAGAGCCAAUCAUAUCGCCAGAACCUGACCAAUUUGAACAUAUUACUAAUGAAUGUGUAAGUCCUCAGCCUAUGCUUCCAGCACUACCAAGUGGUCAAGAAUUGGAGAAGUUACUCUGUAAUUCAGAUCUAAAAGUUGACAAUAAAGCUUUAACACCAUUUACUGAAAAUCUAUCCAAAAAGUUAUUUCAGAAUAGAAAGUUUAGUCUAAGAAACCCUAGAAAGCUUUCUAUAUGUAGAUCUCAAGUGUCUACAGAAAAUAAAUCUUUUAAUUCUGAACCAACAAAUAGCACUAGCCAAGAUGAAGUAAAUAAAGAAAUAGAUUUGAAUAUUUUCAACAACUCUGAAUUCAAUAAUUCAUUAAAAAUUAUUGAAGAACCUUUGAACAUCAAAGAUGUUACAAUCCCACAUUUUUCACCAAGACAACCAGAAUUAUUGCGACCAGUAAUCAGACAGGUAAAUGAUGCAUGGCUAAAUAGAGCUGCUGGUAUUGUAGUUGAAGGGAAUAAACAUUCUAUUGAACCUGAAAAGUUUGGAAUAGGCAAUAUCAAGAUUUUAGAUAACAAAGAAAAACCUCAUGAUUAUGUAGAAAACAGUGAAUCUGAAGAUGAUAUUGUCAGUGAUAAGUUGAAACCUGCCUUAAAAAAGAGAAAAUUAGAAAUUGUUAAAAUUGAAGAAAAUCCUAAACAACAUCAUGGACCCAAAGAUGAACAAAUUCAGCAAUAUCAAUCUGAGAAAUCAAUUAGCACACAAGUUAAAGUUUCUGAAAAGAAGAAAUUAGGUAAGUCUAAACAGAAAACUGAAAAUAAUAUAGUGGAACAAUUGCCUCCUGAUAUUCAAGAAUAUAUUCCCUAUGGCUUAGAAAAAGAUAUACAGCCUCGUCACUUACAAAUUACCAAUGUUCUACAAAAGGUUGACUCUAUUGUUAAUAAAUGUAAUGAGAUAGAUGAUUCCAAAGAAAAUACAAGUAUAGAUAAUAAAAUAAAAGCUGGAACUUUAAAUGAAAAUUUUGUGAAAAUAAAUAUUGAAAAAAAAGUGUUUGCUAGAGGAAAGAAGAAUAUUAAUUAUUCCAAGUACAAAAAGCAACUAUGGAAAGAUAAGAAGAGUCUUCAUGGAGGUAUGGAAUUUCCUGAGGGUGGUAAAGUUACAUGUUUUAAAUGCAAUGGUACAGGUCAUAUGGCAAGAUACUGUAAAUCACAGAAAGGGGAAACACUUUUGCCGUUGGAUAGUUACAAUGAAGAUAAUAUUCCUACACUAGAAGAAAUGCAAGUAUAUGCAUCUGAGCCAUCCAGUAGUAAAAUAAAUCAGUCAUUAACUGAACAAUUACAUGAGUCUAUGUUUGAAUCUAGCAAAAUUCCAGACUCUUUUAUGAAAUUGUUAGCUGAGACUACAAAUGUUGAUGAAAAUGAAAUAAAACCUCUUUAUGACAGCUAUGAAAAUGUUCUCUCAGCUGAUUUGGAACAAGCUCUUAAUAAAUUUGGACAUAAAGCUUUUCGCCCUGGACAAGAAAAUGCUAUUAAAAGAAUUUUAUGUGGAAUGUCUACUUUGCUAAUUUUGUCUACAGGCGGUGGAAAAUCACUUUGUUAUCAACUCCCAGCUUAUCUCUACAGUCAGCGUUACAAAUGUAUAACAUUGGUAAUUUCUCCUUUAGUUUCACUAAUGGAGGAUCAAGUGUUGAAUGUUCCAGAAUUCAUUAAAGCUGGAUGCUAUCACACUAAUCAAUCUCAGACCCAGCGUAGUAAAAUCUUACAGUGUCUAAAGGAUGGAUUAUUAGAUAUUCUUCUUAUAUCUCCUGAAGCUUUGAUAGCUGGUGAUUCAUCGAGUGGAAUAUCAGGUCUCUUUAAGUCACUACCUCCAAUUGCCUUUGCUUGUAUAGAUGAAGCUCAUUGUGUAUCACAGUGGAGUCACAAUUUCAGACCUAGUUAUCUUAUGAUCUGUCGAGUAUUAAGAGAAAAGCUGAAGGUAAACUGUAUUCUUGGAUUAACAGCUACUGCAAGUCAGACAACUAUUAAAAGUGUAAUUAGCCAUAUUAAUAUACCUGAUGGUGUUGAUGGAGUUAUAAAGAAUCCAGCACUACCAGAUAAUCUUUGUUUAUCAGUUUCAAUUGAAAAAGAUAAAGACAAAGCUCUUGUAUCAUACUUAUUGUCAGAACAAAUAAAACAGUUUAAUUCCAUUAUAGUAUACUGUAUAAGAAGAGAUGAAUGUGAAAGAGUUGCUGCUGUACUUAGGUCAUGCUUACAAGAAACUGGUAAAGUUAACAUGGAGAGCCAAAAAAAUAAAAGAAAAAGAAUGUCUUACAUUGCUGAAGCUUAUCAUGCUGGCAUGUCGGCUGCACAAAGAAAAAAAAUUCAAAAGCAUUUUAUGGAUGGCACAGUUAGAAUAAUAGUUGCAACUGUUGCUUUUGGUAUGGGCAUUAACAAAUCAGAUAUAAGAUGUAUUAUACAUUAUAAUAUGCCUAGCAGUUUUGAAUCUUAUGUGCAAGAAGUUGGAAGAGCUGGCCGGGAUGGGCAGCUCGCAUACUGCCAUAUUAUUUUAAGUAAUGGCAGUAGUGACAAAAAUGAAUUAUUAAAACAUAUUCAUGCUAACUCUAUUGAUAGACCAACUAUAAGAAAAUUACUGUCCAAACUGUUUAUACCUUGUGAAUGUAUUAAAAUUUCUACAGAUUUAUCUAAUAGUAGUUGCAAGGGUCAUGAAGUGGGAAUCCCUAUAGAUGCAACUGUAGAAGAAUUAGAUUUGCCAUCUGAAAAUAUUGCUACACUUCUAUGUUACAUUGAACUUCAUCCUAAAAAAUAUAUAAAGUUUCUUAAUAAUGCUUAUAUAAAUUGUAAGAUUUCCUCCUAUGGAGGCCCUAAAAAAAUUCAUGAUGCAGCAAAGACUUGUAGACCUUUAGCAAUGGCUCUUUUAUUAGAAAACAAAAGAGAUGCUGGAAUAAUGACUAGCAAUGUUAUAGAAUUCAAUGUUAUUGAAGUAGCUGCUGCUAUUGGAUGGGAAAGUGGUGUAACUAAGUACCAAUUGAAAAAUUUAGAAUGGAACACAGAAUCAGGGAUCUCUCAAAGAUCACAUUUGAAAGUAGAAUUUAAUACACUUGGUUUCCGUAUUAGAGCUAGGGGAGACUUGAGUCCUACAGAAUUGGACGAAAUGUUGGAUGAUCUGAAUAAUUCUGUAAUUUCGCAAGAAAAGGCACGAUUGUAUCAGCUAGAAGAAUGCAACACAGCCUUUCAUAAAAUUGGAACAGGUUCUUUGGAAAAUAUGAAUUUAUCGAAAGACACCUUGUUCAAAAUUUCUGACGAUUUAAAAUUAUAUGUAAGAAAUUAUUUUGAAAGAGAUAGUUUUCCCACUGAUAUGAAAUUGGAAGAACGGCCCUUGCAUGUAGAUAGUGUUGUAUCGGACGUCCGGUCUAUAAUAAAUAUAUAUAAAGACUGUAAUUUUACUGGUAGAAGUAUUGCAAGAAUUUUUCAAGGUAUUUCCUCUCCAAAUUAUCCCGCUAUUGUUUGGGGUAGAUGCAAGUUUUGGAGGUCACAUUUACAUGAAGAUUUCAAUGGAUUAAUUAGAUUAGCAACUCAACAAAUAAUUCAAAUGAAAAUGUAGCUUCUUUAAAAUUAAUUUCUGUCAUUAAAACAGUAUUUGUUUUAGAAAUAGAAUGAUUUGCGCUUGCACGCACGUCCUUAUUUCACAAUUUGAGUCUAAUAUGUUAUAAGUUUUACCGAUAUGGUGUCAUCAACAUUAGAUUGCUUGCGUUUUCUAUCUUGAAGUUAUGAUCUAGAAAUCGCUUUAUAUUGCCAAUGUAAAGACUAUACUGAGCGUGUUUUUUCUUCUAAGUUAAUGUUAAGUAAAUCUCAUCACAUUAAAAGAUAAUGUAUUAAAAUUGAUAAUAAUUAUAUUUUUAAUGUAGGAACUGAAUAAAUAAAUUGUCUGAAAUCUA